UAUAUCGCAGUUGAGCUCAGCACGUGUUUUGUUUGUUGCAUUUCCAAUAAAAUUUCGAUAAAACUAAAGAAAAAUAUUAAAAAAUAAUCAAUAAAAAUGGGUAAAUUUCGUUCAAAACUCAAGCGUCAUACCAAGGGAAAAACAUGGAGCAAGGGACACUCCUCCACAUCAAAUCCCGACCAAAUGAAACAUCGUAUCAAAGCAAAGUCGAGAUUUUUUCAACCCAAUAUCAGUUUGGCUCCUCCCGCAGCAGAACAAAAUCCCAAUAGCCUUACCUUAGAGGCUGUCAUGAAGCAUGAACAGAGGCAAGCUUUUAAUGCCGAAACAACUACCGUCAAUGAUGUGGCUGGUAGUUUAAAGUCUUUUAGUCUUCAUGAUGACGAUGAGCUUAUGUCCGAAUCGCAAGGAGGAACCUUUAAGACAUUUAAAACAUUCGCCUCUAACUACAGCACUUGCAGUAAUAUGAGCUUCAAAAAACUUCUAGUUGGCUUUAGAGCAUCCUCCGAUUUUCAUAAGGAAAUGUUGGCUAUUUUAACGGCAUUAACGGAAAUCAUAAAGGAAAGAGGUGGUACUGAAUCAUCCACAGAAUAUUUCAUUUUGUUAAUGGAACAAAUUGAGGCGAGCACAGAAGACAAUGAUAUCAUUGCCGGUGUGUCUCUUUUGUCUAUGGGUAUUAAAUCAGUGCCAACAGCGGUAUUGAGGAAAAGUUUUAGCGAUACGGCUCAAACACUGAUGUCGUGCCUGCAGAGAUUUAUGGAUUCAAAUAAUCAAUCGAUUAUUAAAUAUGUUAUUGGUUGUUUAUCGGUUUUACUAAGAGCUCAAGAUUAUAUGACCUGGACAUAUUCCUCAACUUGGCAAUAUAUAGAUGCUUUAUUAUCAUUUACCAUACACUCAAAGCCCAAAAUUCGCAAAGCUGCCCAACAUGCUGUUGUUUCAAUUAUUCAAGGCAGUUCAUUUAUGUUGCCUCCAAAAGCUGCUGAUAAUGAAGAGGAUAAUGAAACACCCAUGGAUGUUGCUAGUCAACAGCAACAAAUUAAAUUCCAUCCUGCUGGUAGUCGUGUCACCAAAUUCUGUUUAAAUCAAUUUAAACCAGAAGUUCUGGCUCAACAACAAACUACCGUGCUGCACACAUUAUCAUUGCUGAAAGAGACCAUUAGUGCUUUUAAAACCGAUGACAUAAGAACGGUUUGCGAACAUUUGUUGUCCAUAAUGACGGCAGCAAAUGUUUUGAUUAGAACAAAUUGCUUACAAACCAUGCAUCAGCUGUUUGUAUCACGCACCACAAAUUUAAGUGGCUUGUUGUGUGCUAAACUCUUGACGGCCAUACAUGAAUAUCGGCCGGAUCGCACAGAUUUUCGUCAAACCUUGGCCUGGUUGACUGUUCUCAAGGAGGGCCACAUACAUUUAAGUCGUUUGGAAUUGGGUUUAUGCAUAAAUGCUUUGCCUAGUUUUGUGGAAAUUUGUUGCAGUGAUUUGUGGCUUUCGGAUAGAACCGAUAUUAUAGUGGGCGUCUCAAAUGCCAUUAAGGAAUUGUUGUUUGAGUGUGUUAAACCAGCCUGUGCCACACAGGAAUUGGCCAACGUAUAUCGCGUGCCAAUUGCCAAAAUGUUAGCAUCGGUACACAAUGUUUUAAGUGCACCUUUUGGAGAAGUCGCCAAAUAUGUGGUGUUAACCUUCUCCAUUAUCUUUGAAGUCUGUGGUCCCUAUUUCGGCAAGGAGUUGUCGGCUUCAUUAUUGGAACUGGCCAAACGUUAUGAUACCCAAUCUGCUUUGCGCAUACAAAUCGAGCAUGCCAUUAUUUCGGCUAUUAAAUCAAUGGGACCAGAAGUUGUUCUAAAAUCCAUUCCCUUGACUAACGCUAAGGGCGAAGUCUUAUUGGAGAAAUCCUGGCUGUUGCCUCUGCUAAGAGAAGGUGCUGCAGGCGCAAGUUUCAAAUUCUUCAAGGAUGUGAUUUUGGCGUUGGCAUUAGACUGCAAUAAAAAAUGGCAUAAAUUUGCUGAAGAGAAACAAGUCUCCAUGUCCCAUACUUAUGAACUGCUGUGCUGUCAAUUGUGGGGUCUAUUCCCAGGUUUCUGUAGAGCACCUAAAGAUCCCGAUAACUUUAAAUUAAUAGCACCAACUUUGGGUAAUGCUUUGGACAAUAAUCCCGAGUUCAGAGCUCCCAUCUUCGACGGUCUCAUUGAGUUGAUACAAAAUGAAGAGCAAACUAUUAUACAUGAUGCCUUGGGCAAGUAUGCUAAAAACUUUUUACCCAGAUUGUUUAAUAUUUACACACAAAAACCGACUGGUACUUAUGAGCAAGAUUUACGCAAGAAAUCUUUGGAAGUUAUUAAGUCGUAUUUAACAAAAACCCCCAAUGAUAUGUUAAAAGAACUGUUUGAUACGGCCAACAAACAAUUGGAAGCCACUGAUGUGGGCACAUUUGAAUACGAUUCGAUAUUUGACAUCACUGCGGCUUUGGUAUUAUUCCAGACAUGCGAUGUUAUACGCAGCUUUUUCGAAACCUACAUAGUACCGGUUUUAAUGAAAAGCGAAAAAUCUAAACUAGUUGCCAAAGAUGAACAGAAAUUGAGAAAACAACAGCGUAAAACUUAUGAAUUACUGCGUGAUAUUAUGACCUCUGAAGCAGCUUCCUGCAAAAAGUUUACACGCACAAACUUGAUAGCUUUACAAAAAUUACUAUUGGAAGCCUUUUCCACCAGUUGUGCUGUAUGUCAAGCUGCACGUUUAAGAUGCCUGAAAAUUCUUAUUGAGACCCGCAAAAACAACACUAUCAGCGAUAAAAUUAUUAUAAAAACUUUACCAGAGGCUGUUAUAAAUUAUAAAGAAUUUUCCACACGCAAAGAAAAUAUUUCCGAGGAAUUAUUAAAAUUGAUUUUAGACUUGUAUCAGGAGGCAGAAAAAUUAAAUGAUUUUGUAGAUAUUUUAACGGCUGGUUUUGCGGGCGAUGAGGGUUUGAUCACCAACACUAUACUGGCCUUCCGUACGGUGGUACAGAGUCAGGGCAAGUAUUUAACAGUCAGUACAUUGGAAUUUAUAAUGGAACAAAUAGCGGUAUUUAUGGUGCAAAAGUCUAGAGGACAGGCUGAAGCUUCAGUGGCAUUUUUAAUAACAUUCAUUAAAGUAAUGCCCGCUCCCUUGGUGGCCAAUCAUUUGGAAACUAUAAUGAAAUCUCUAUCGGCUAUGGUUAAGGAUACCAAACGUUUCUGCCGCAUACAAAUUGGUUAUUUGUUAAAGAAACUUUGUAAACGUUUUACUGCCGAGGAAUUGAUUAGAUUUGUGCCCGGCGAUGAUGAAGUCACCCAUCGUAGACUUAAGAAGAUACGCAAACAGUUAAGACGUGAUAAUCGCAAAAAGCAAUCGGAAGAUAAUGCUAAGGACAGUGAUGAGGAGGGCUCAGAUGAUGAAUUUGUGCCUGGUUUGGAAAAGAAAAGUGUUACCAUCGAUGAUAUUUUGGCUGAUUCUGAUUCCGAUUUACCCGAAGAUAUGGACGAUGAUGACGAUCAUAAUGCAGCCGAUAAAUCAAAGAACAAAAAACAACGUCAUACAUUUAUACGUGAAGAUCCCGAAGAUAUUGUUGAUUUAGCUGAUAUUAAAUCAAUAGGAAAUGUUUUAACCAACCGUCCCAAUUUGGAUGCGGGCAAAUCUAGUUUAAAAACAAAAUCAACUGAUCCCAAUCGUGGCUUCAAGACCGCCGAUGACGGCCGUCUUAUUAUUAGUGAUAAAGCCUUACGCGGUUUUGGCAAGGAUGAAGAGGAUGGUGAGAGCAGUAGUGAGGACGAUGAUGAUGACGAGGGUGUUGAAAUGAAUGAGAAAAAGGCUGUUAAACGUGGCAUGGAAGAUGACUCAAGUGAUGAAGAAGAUGUAGCAGUCAUGGCUCCAAAUCGUAAACGUAAAGCAGCUGACGCUUUAAGUAUGCGUUCGGGCAAAACAUCAGCUUCACGUUACACAACCGGCGGCAAAGGUAUCCAUAGAAAUGUUGGCGCUGCUUCCGAUGCAGUCUCUAUGAAAUCGGGUAAAUCUGGUUAUUCAGCUAAAUCUUGCAAAUCGAGUCAUGCUGCUGGAGAAUAUUCUAACAAAAAAGCUAAGGGUGAUAUGAAAAAGAAAGGAAAAUUAGAUCCAUAUGCUUAUAUACCAUUAAGUAGAAAUACGUUAAAUAAGAGAAAACGUGCUAAAAAUACGGGUACAUUUAAAAAUAUUGUGAACGGCGCCCGCAAAGGAGCUUUAAAAGGAGUAAAAAGUAAAAUGGCCAAGGCCUAUAAAAAGUAAAUAAAUUAAAUACAUACAUAUAUGAUGUUUUUAUUUUUUUCUCCAAUUUAAAACAAAAGCUGUGUAUAUUUAUUGCAAAGAAGUUAAAAGUUUUCAAUAUUUUUUUUUAUAUAAAAAUAAAAUUUAAUUACUAUUUAAUACAUAAUAACUGUAUGUAAGAAAAUUAUCUGUGAAAUAAAAAAGUUAUUAAAUAAAACAA
Molecule: messenger RNA, 4468 nt
Organism: Calliphora vicina (urban bluebottle blowfly)
Lineage: Eukaryota; Metazoa; Arthropoda; Insecta; Diptera; Calliphoridae
Product: RRP12-like protein
Exons: 12
Coding region: 97-4269 (1390 amino acids)
Source: RefSeq, a predicted model, not a curated record